GUGGUGAAUUUUGGCAUCUCCGCUGCUUAAACCCUAAAACUCACCAGCAGCAGCACCGCGGCUAUACACGCCCAUACCUUGCAAGGGGUGUGCCGGGUAGCAAUGAAUGGAGUCAAUUACUGAAGCUAUUUUGUUCUACUUCUAUGUUCAAGCCAUGUUAAUUUUUGUUCGGGGCCUAUUAGGUAUUACAUUCAGAAAGUCUGACCGUGUAAGCCAUUUGUCAACUGCUACAUUUACUCCCUUGAUUCCAUUUCCGCAAAACUUCUUCUUCUUUGUCAACAACUUCCUUUGGUUUUUCAGAUACCCAUUUUCCACGAAUACUACUAAUACUUUUGAUAGUUUUAAUGGGUUUUUGGAUGCCAAUGCCAUAAAGAAUAUCAUAAAGGAAGAGAAAUGGGAAGAUGAUUUUAGGAUUGCCAGACUAUUUGAUUCCUCUUUAGCUCCAAUUUGGGUCUCCAAAAUUCUAUUGGCAUUGAAACAAGAGCCAAAGUUAGUGUUGAAGUUUUUCAAGUGGGCAAAAACACAGAAUGCUUUUUGUCAUACUGCAGACGGUUAUUGUAUUGUAGCUCACAUUUUGUUCUAUUCUAGAAUGUACAGUGAUACAUAUGAUGUUCUAAAAGAAUUGGUUACCCUGUGUAAUGAUAAAAAGGUGUUGCCUUGUUCUGAUGUACUUGAUGUUCUUUGGUCAACGAGGAAUGCUUGUAAGCCGGGGUAUGGGGUGUUUGAUGCAUUAUUUAGUGUACUAGUUGAGUUGGGGUUGCUUAAGGAGGCUAGUGGGUGCUUUUUAAGGAUGAGAAGUUUUAGAGUUCUUCCCAAAGCACGAUCUUGCAAUUAUCUGUUGCACAGACUCUCUAAGUUAGGUGAUAAGAACUCAUCAUUGAAGUUCUUUGAUGAUAUGAUUGAGUCUGGAAUUGUUCCAACAGUGUAUACCUACAAUAUAAUGAUUGGCUAUUUGUGCAAGGAUGGGGAUUUGAAUGCAGCAAAAAGGUUAUUUACUCAGAUGAAGGAUAUAGGCAUUGAUCCAGAUAUUGUUACAUACAAUUCUCUCAUUGAUGGAAUUGGUAAGCAUGGGGAGCUUGAGGAUAUGGUUUCUCUCUACAAAGAAUUGAAGAAAUCUAAAUGUCUUCCUGAUGUAAUAACAUACAAUACAUUCAUCAAUUGUUUCUGUCGAACAGGAAGGAUGGCAGUAGCAUUUGAGUAUCUGCAUGAGAUGAAGAGAAGUGGCUUGAAGCCCAAUGUGGUUACCUAUAGCAUAUUUAUUGAUGUUUUUGCCAAAGAAGGAAUGUUACAAGGAGCUAUCAAGUUCUUUGUAGACAUGAGGCGGGUUGGUCUUGCUCCUAAUGAAUUUGCUUAUACUUCGUUGAUUGAUGCUCAUUUUAAAGUUGGUAAAGUUGAUGAAGCGUUGAAGCUUGUUAAAGAGAUGCUAGAGGUAGGAGUUAAGUUAAAUGUCGUGACCUAUGCGACAUUGGUUGAUGGCCUUUGUAAUGCGGGGAAUAUCAAGGAAGCUGAAGAAGCUUUUAGGGUCAUGUUUAAGGAUGGGAUUGUCCCAAAUUUAGAAGUCUAUACUGCUCUUAUCCAUGGGUAUAUCAGAUCAAAAAGGCUAGUGGAUGCUUUGAAUAUUUUGGAACAAAUGAAAGAAAAUAAUAUCAGACCAGACACAUUACUCUAUGGAAUAGUUUUAUGGAGUUUUUGCUCUGACGAGAAGUUUGAAGAAGCCAGAGUUUUAUUUGAUAAAAUGAAGGGACUUGGGAUGGAGGGAAACUAUGUCAUAUACACAAUACUUGCUGACGCUUACUUUAAAGCUGGAAAAUGCCUAGAAGCACAGACUCUGCUAAAUGAAAUGCAGGAAAGAGGUAUUUCCCCUACUGUUGUGACAUAUUCUGCAUUAAUUGAUGGCUUGUGUCGGCUGGGAUUUGUCCAGGAAGCAAUGGACUAUUUCCGUUCUAUGCCAAAAUUGGGUUUGCAGCCUAAUGUCGUGGCUUAUACAGCUCUAAUUCAUGGCCUCUGUAGAAAUAAAUGUCUACAGGCUGCGGAAAAGAUGUUCAAUGAAAUGCUUGGGAAAGGUAUACGUCCAGAUAAAAUAGUUUAUACCUCCUUGAUAGAUGGAAAUCUAAAGCAGGGAAAUAUUCAAGAUGCUUUAGAUUUACGAAGGCGAAUGACCGGAAGUGGUUUGGAGCUUGACCUUCAUGCCUACACUGCUUUGAUAUGUGGGCUUUCAAAAAAUGGCCAGGUGCCUCAGGCGAGAUUUUUUUUUGAUGAGAUGAUUGAUAAGGGUGUUAAACCUGAUGAGGUUGUAUUUUCAUGUCUUAUAAGAAAAUAUCAAGAGAUUGGUAAUCUAGAAGAAGUUCUUGCAUUGCAAAUUGAAAUGAUGAAAAGAGGCCUUACGACAGUUACAAGUGACAUUGCAGUUCAUAAUAUGCAAACCUGAGAAAUUGUAUUUUGGUUGUCUGGUUACAUCAUUGACAGAAGAGAUCGCAAUUAUACUCAGUGUGCUCUCCUAUAUCUAAUUCAACCCCAUCUCAAUACCGAGGGUAUUGGGUUAUCUCCUAGAUCUGAGCCUGCCUGGAAACAGAGGAAAGGCGAAAGAGCCACUUUAGGUGCACACUUUACUAUUGCCCACAUGAACUCAACUAUGGAGAAAGCAGCCACUAGAGGUGCACAUUCUACUGUGAGCCACAUCAACUCAACCACAAGCCAACUGAACAGCUAGAGGAUUACGGGAAUGAAAGUAGAGAGAUAUCUACCAUGAUUUGCUCCAGUAAAAAAAUCAAACAAGAAUAGGCAAUGGGAAAAGGGAGUUUCACCCGAAAAAUGGUGGAAAACUAGCUAGGUGUACUUCUGCGUUAUUGGCGAUUGGUAAAAGGUCGGCACAAAGUGAUUCAUCAUGCUCAAACAUAAGUGGAUCGCUUCUUAUUUGACAAUGGAAUGAAAAAUGUGUCCAUGUAAAUGAUCAAGACCUCGCAAACAAUAAUGCUCGUUCCUUUUUAUUUUGCUAUUGGGGCCAUCUUCUAUCAUAUCCCUUACCUAUGGUUCAAGAAAGGAUUUGCCAGAAUGAUUGCAAUGAGACACACCAACAAUCAAGCCUUUGGCAACUUUCCCUUUAAGUGACAACAAGGGCGUUGAUCGAUUGGAAAGUUCCUUUCCCUUAAGGAAGAGGGUCAGUCUCAAAGAAAUUGUAUGUUUGUGGUACUGACCAAAAGAAGGGUUGCUUCUUGUGGAAAUGCUUUUGGGUUCGUGUGGAAGAGGAUUUUUGGCUUCUUUAACGAUCAGGAAAGGAUAUGAUGUUUAUAAGAUUAUGUGUACCAAUUAAAAUAAAAGGAGAUAUUUGGCUUCUGUGCAUAGGCUUUUCUUAUGUUAGUGAAAGAAACUAGGAUGAAAACGAGAUAAUAAUGAAAGGUUACUGGUUAAUUAAAGUGCAAGGAUCUUAAACACUGCAUUAACCAAUAACUAUGUCCGUAUGCAGUGGACAAAUCUCCAGAUACAAAGAUAAUGAUAAUAAUUUUUCUUCUCCUUCAAUAUUCUCCUAGAUACAUGCAUUUACACCAACAUAAAGAUAACUCCUAUCACCUGCUGUAGAUAAUUGUUGCUAAUAAUAACUGCUGGUUAUAACUACUUAGAUAACUACUGCUCAUAUAUUUUGACCUAUUUAAAACAAAGAAACUAAGAUAAAGGAGUAGUUGUAUCAGUUAGCUUUAACAUAACUUCUAUGGAAUUAGUCUGCAGAGCCGUCUAUGGUUUUCUUCUUCUGAAUUCUCUUAUAUGGUUAUCUGGGUAUGUAACGUCUAUGGUUUUCUUUAUUUCUGAAUCCUCUUAUAUGGUUCCCUAAUGGUAUAAGGAUAUGGUCACCUCGGGAUGUAUUUUCUUACCUCAACACGUCUUUCUUUUCGUUAACUUGCAAUAUAAUCAUCCCUCCAAGAACUAGCACUUUAAUCUGUUAAUAAGGCCCCAAGUGAAUUAACCGCUUAGACCAGAAUAUUAUUUUGCUUUUAAUUUUGUCAAUUGGCAACUCAUGAUUUUUUCAGGAGCUCGUUACUGUUCACAGUGGAGAGCUGGAGGAAGAUCAAAUAUCACUGAACAUGAAUCUUGAAGGAACUUUUACAACUAUAUUGUGACCAUCAACGUACAUCACCAUGAGACAGCAGAGCCAAAAUCUUGCACAUUGUCAUGGACUAAGCAUGAAGUUGUUUUAAGUCAUUGAUUUAGAGGCCAAUUAUCAGUUCAAUCUUCACAUGAUGAACUGAGCAAGAGGAAGGGAACUGCCAUGAAGGUGAUGCUAGCUAGAUAAAUUUUGCUCUUUACCGAGGGGACAAACAUAAAAUAGUGGUCAGUGACAUGAAAACAAUGUUCUCUUUUUCUGAAUACCAUUGGUGGAAAACUACUGCCUUUUCCCUGGAAGCAGCUAUUAGUUAUACAGAUGUCAUUGAGGACGAAGGUUCAAAUUCCAGUUGAUGCAAGAAAUGCUAGUGUUCUUCCUAAUUGUCUUCGUCUUACUGGAUAGAGUUAUACUGUACAACGGGACACCAGUUCUUUUAAAAAAGUUGCAAUGAGAUGUUGCUGAAAAAUUCCUUAGUAUGGUAAAUUACGAUUUCAACAUCGCUUUGGUACUGUAAAUUUGGGUCCUUGGCCUAUUUGUUUAACAUCAUUUCUAUGCCAAAUUUGAGCUGUUCUGCGAUGAUGAUUUGAUUCAUCAAUUUACCAAGAUGAAGAGAAAUUUAACUAUGUGA
Molecule: messenger RNA, 4724 nt
Organism: Solanum dulcamara
Lineage: Eukaryota; Viridiplantae; Streptophyta; Magnoliopsida; Solanales; Solanaceae
Product: putative pentatricopeptide repeat-containing protein At2g02150
Exons: 8
Coding region: 107-2428 (773 amino acids)
Molecular function (GO): protein binding
Source: RefSeq, a predicted model, not a curated record